Messenger RNA from Varanus komodoensis (Komodo dragon), 8522 nucleotides. RefSeq names its product RUNX family transcription factor 2 (gene RUNX2). Gene Ontology annotation, biological process: regulation of transcription by RNA polymerase II; regulation of cell differentiation; hemopoiesis. The record is from RefSeq and is a predicted model, not a curated record. Gene Ontology annotation, molecular function: DNA-binding transcription factor activity, RNA polymerase II-specific; RNA polymerase II cis-regulatory region sequence-specific DNA binding; ATP binding. Gene Ontology annotation, cellular component: nucleus. Bases 2581 to 4023 code for a protein of 480 amino acids. The transcript is spliced from 8 exons. Lineage: Eukaryota; Metazoa; Chordata; Lepidosauria; Squamata; Varanidae.
AAUCAGCUUACUGUGAGAGCUGAAGAUUUCAGUAAUAAAUCAAAAUGUAGUUUAUCUGGAGCUUCCUUUUAUAAAUUAAGAACACUUGAUUUUAAAAAUAGCUACAAGUUACAAAUUUCAGCAUCCUAUCCCAUGUUUUCAAGUGCUGCCCCAAAACACAUGAAUUUAUCAAAGUUUCCAGUUAUGUUAAAACUACACUCACAAAUAUGUUGAUACUUACAAAUAAAACCUGUUUGCUAAGUCCACAAUCCUAUGCACACUUACCUUGGAAUUAUGUCCCACUGACUUCAAAGGGGCCUUGCUUCUGAGUAGGCACAUGUCAGACUGUACUGAAGGAUCGAAAUCCUAUGCACACUUCAAAGGACUUAAUCCAUAUCAUCAUCAUGCAUAGGAUGAAAUUAAAGAGUAUAAAGAAGUAAAAAUGUAAUACUGCUAUUACAGUGAACUUGAACAGCAUCCCACAGAAAUGCUGUGUGUUAUAUGGGUGACUGAAUUCACUGGAAUUAAUUUCCAUUUUUGCUUUCUUCUGAUUAAUUCCCUAACAUCUAUGCCACCAUGCAAAUCGUUUGCUUUUAGCUUAUUCAAACAUCAGAUGAUGGUCUUAAGAGUGAGGCUGAGGAUAUCUGAGGUAAGCAGCAUUAAGACAAUGUAGAUUGUACUAAGCUCAGAGGCAAGGGUUUUGUUUGGGGGGGGGUGUUCAUAAAUAGAUGUAAAAGAUGGUGGUCAAAGUAGUUCGUUGAAAAUUAAAUGGAUAUGGUAUUUUCCCUCCAAGCUGUCCUGAUGUAGUCCCCUCCCCCGUCCAACCUUUCCUCCACCCCAGGUGCUUUACAAAACACAACAGAAGCCAUCAUCACCUUCCUGCAAUUUUUAUUCCCUGCCCUAUUUGGAACCAGGUAGAACCGGAAGAACACCACCCAAUAACAUCUCAGCAACGAUAUGCACAAAUGUUACGAAAAUGCUUAGGAAACAGUAGCUCAGUAUCUUAGUACAGCUGGCUCAGUCCAGCAAUAAUGCCAUUAAAGCUAGGUAAACUAAGUGCCAGUGCUCUUUGAUUGAGUUAACAAAGUAGCGCAUACAGAUCUAUGAACAGGGAUAGGGAUCAGACUGUUUCUCAAAGAUGGUUCCAAUUUUGUCCUAAACACAAAUAAGCAAAUCAAAAAUGCCAGCAUGUGAUCUCUCUGCACAUUAUUCUUUAGCCUGCACUGCACGUUGCAAUUUAUUUUGGAACCUAAAUUAUAGACAGAAUCCUACCUUCAUUUUAACUGUGAGCGCUAACAUGGUUAACGCUUUGAUAGAUCUUCACAUUCUGACAUAUUUAAAGAGGCCAUAUAAAUGUACAUGCCAAAUUACCCAUGCAGUGCAUAUGAAUCUGAUUUGUGUUCACUUUCAAAGCAAGCAUUCCCAUUGAUUGCUGAAAUCUGUUUACAGAAAUCCAUUUUUGAACAAGAAUUAAGCAUGCCAGUUUUGCAUAUUGCAUCAAGUAUAUAACCAUUUAACAUUAGCUAUCACAACCAAUAUCAAAUAUCCCAUACUCCGCAUCUUUCCUAUCUCCAUUGUAAAAUGUGCAAGUCACAAUAUGCAGAUGGCAGGUUCUCUAUGAAACAGAAAAAGCUGACAUAUAAUUGCACUCAAUGUUCAUUACAUAAAGCUGCCAACUAGCCUUGGGAGCACAUAACAUAGACAGACAUGAUUUAAGGUUUGCAAAGGAAUCCCCAGACUAACACUUCGGUGACAGCCAAUUACAGCCCCAAAAACACAGCCCCAGUAAGCACUCUGCUGGUAGAACUUGAAGAAAGGUAAAGUUUCUUACAAUGAGUUACAGAUUCAAAAGCAGAGGAAGACAAGAAGAAAAAGAAAAACAGAAGGAAUUCAGCUACCAGGCAAAUGUGAAGCAGACCCCAAGAUUGUGAUAUAAUCCAAAGAUGUAAAUUAUUGUAAAUCAUCACUAUUGUUCAGAAUUUCACACAGACAUUUGUGCCAAUUCUGGUAUACUUCUCAACAGACACAAUAAGGAAACAGGGAAGGUGGGGGAAGAAAGAGGGAGAGGGAGAGGGAGAGGCAGGGAAACUCAGGGAGUAUAAAUGAAGUUCUGCUGUCCAUAUGCUUUAAGGCACAGGAGUUUAGACUUUUUCAGCAUUCUGUAUGCUCUCCAAAUCCUCAUGAGUCACAAAAUUUAAAAAGCUGUACCCUUCUGGAUGCCAGGAAGGGCCUUACCACGGGCCUUUUGUCAAACUUAAAAAGGGGGAGGAAAGGAAAAGCCACAGUGUUGGGCAGUCCCACUUUACUUGACUACUAUGAUGUCACAAACCACAUGAUUCUGUCUCUCCAGUAACAGUGCUUGCAAAAAAAGGGAGUUUUAAAAGCUUUUGCUUUUUUGGAUUGUGUGAAUGCUUCAUUCGCCUCACAAACAACCACAGAACCACAAGUGCGGUGCAAACUUUCUCCAAAAGAACACAGCAAGAAGCCUUUGGUUUGUAAAUGGUUAAUCUCAACAGGUCACCAGCAGCCACCGACACCAACAAAGUCAUAUAAGGCAGUCUUUGCACCAGAAGACACACACGGUGACAGAAGGGGAGAGUUAUGGCAUCGAACAGUCUCUUCAGCUCAGUAACACCUUGUCAACAAAACUUCUUCUGGGAUCCCAGCACCAGCCGGAGGUUCAGCCCCCCUUCCAGCAGCCUGCAGCCCGGGAAGAUGAGCGAAGUGAGCCCGGCGGUAGCCGCAGCCCAACAGCAGCAGCAGCAGCAGCAGCAGCAACACCAGGAGGCAGCGGCGGUCGCGGCAGCCGCCGCCGUGGUGCCCCGGCUUCGCCCGCACGAUAACCGCACUAUGGUGGAGAUCAUCGCCGACCACCCGGCGGAGCUGGUCCGCACCGACAGCCCCAACUUCCUGUGCUCCGUGCUGCCCUCGCACUGGCGCUGCAACAAGACCCUCCCGGUGGCGUUCAAGGUGGUGGCUUUAGGAGAAGUUCCCGAUGGGACAGUGGUCACAGUCAUGGCUGGGAAUGAUGAAAAUUAUUCUGCAGAGCUGAGGAACGCCUCCGCUGUAAUGAAGAAUCAAGUGGCACGAUUUAAUGACCUGAGAUUUGUGGGCAGAAGUGGAAGAGGGAAGAGCUUUACCUUGACAAUAACAGUCCUUACAAAUCCCCCCCAAGUUGCUACAUACCACAGAGCUAUAAAGGUGACGGUGGAUGGACCAAGAGAACCAAGGAGGCACAGACAGAAGCUUGAUGACUCUAAGCCUAGUUUGUUCUCUGAGCGUCUCAGUGAUUUAGGGCGCAUUCCUCAUCCCAGUAUGAGAGUAGGGGUCCCGACUCAGAGCCCACGGCCCCCUCUGAACUCUGCACCAAGCCCUUUUAAUCCACAAGGACAGAGUCAGAUUACAGACCCCAGACAAGCACAGUCAUCCCCUCCAUGGUCCUAUGACCAGUCUUACCCAUCAUACUUGAGCCAGAUGACUUCACCAUCCAUUCAUUCCACAACUCCCCUGUCCUCCACACGAGGCACGGGUCUUCCUGCCAUCACCGAUGUGCCCAGGCGGCUCUCAGGUGCUUCAGAGCUGGGCCCAUUUUCAGAUCCCAGGCAGUUUACAAGCAUUUCAUCCCUCACUGAGAGCCGCUUCUCCAACCCACGAAUGCACUAUCCAGCCACCUUUACUUAUACACCGCCAGUCACCUCAGGCAUGUCAUUGGGUAUGUCAGCCACCACUCAUUACCACACCUACUUGCCACCACCUUACCCAGGCUCUUCCCAAAACCAAAGUGGACCAUUCCAGACCAGCAGCACUCCAUAUCUCUACUACGGCACAUCGUCAGGAUCAUACCAGUUUCCCAUGGUGCCAGGGGGAGACCGCUCCCCUUCCAGAAUGCUUCCUCCCUGUACCACAUCCAAUGGCAGCACAUUAUUAAACCCUAACUUGCCUAACCAGAAUGAUGGUGUGGAGGCUGAUGGAAGCCACAGCAGCUCCCCAACAGUCUUGAAUUCUAGUGGCAGAAUGGAUGAGUCUGUUUGGAGGCCAUACUGAAAUUUUGUCCACGUGGCCUAGUCUGUGAGCCAAAAACAAACAACUGUCCGCUAAUUAUAAAGUGCCUGGGUUUCUUAAAAAAUAGAUUCUGUUGAUAUGCACAACUGUGUAGCUGAGAUGUUAACAGCUAAUUAUACACAAAGAGCAUGAGAAUGACCUUCUGUAUCAUGGUUCCACUCAGUGUGGAUCAUUUUAUUUUCCUAUUGGGAACAUUUGCCAGAGUUUUAUAAUAAUUCUAACAUAUACACAAAGAUACCCAUUCUGUCCAGACUCUUACAUUAAAAAAAAUUAGGGAGUUCUUUUGCCAAGGGAGGAGAAAUGGACUCCGGCCAAUUAUCAAGACAAUUUAUUCUGCUUUGUUUUUCAAAAUAAUUAUUAAAAAACCCUUGAACUUCAAUACAAGGUACAGUUGCAAUCAUACAAUAUACAAGACCCCUUUACGUGCUCAGUACAAUUCACUACUUGUGUUUGUGCAUAUAGAAAAACAUGUCAUAUGUACCAGCUCACAGUAAAUCUUCAGCCAUCUUAUCCAAGCCUUGCUGCAGACAAAAGAUAGAACUUUUAAGAUGCAUGGCUUAUUUUGUGCCGAAAGACCAUCCUACAAGGUAUCAUGGCAACCUUGUUUGUUUUGUGUUAUGCAUUUAUGUGAUUAUUUUUGCCUUAGUCAAGUUAACCAAAACUACAUAUUAUAUAUAUAUAAAUAUAUAUAUAUGGGGGGAACCCCUAAAACAAAAUAAAAACAAAAACUAAUUUCUUAUGCAAAGAAACAAACAAUAACGGCAAUAUAUCUUACUCCAACCAAAACAGUGUCAUUAGGAUGUGUGUUUGGCUAUCUUGUUUAAUUUUAUUAAGUUAUAAAUAUGUAAAAAUUGAGGGUUGGGGGAUUGCAAAAAUGAAUUGUCAUAUUUUAAGGAAUAUUUAUAAUUAUUUAAUGAUAUUUGGUCCCUUUAAAGUUUUCUUAAUGUAAUGAUAUGAUGACUUUGGUCUCUAAAAAUGUUGGUUGUUUUUAAAUAGUGGCAGCCUUUGAGUGGUGCAAAAUCCAAAGGCCGCGCUUGAGUUCUGAAAAGUAGUUCCAGUAUAAACCAGCUGCAGUGUGAUUAAAAAAAAGAAGCAAAAUAACACAUGCUCCUCUCAAAGGAAUUUAGUUAUAGCACAUUGUUUUAAUUUAUGAAGGAAAUACUGUUUUAAAUGUUAUUGGAUAUUUGGUUGCCUUUUAAAUCAAACUGGAAAGAGAAGUAGAAUGAGUGAAAAUGUUUUUGAUGCGUUUGUUUUUAUUUCCUCCAGUUUUAAUGGGUGGGAUUCAGAGUUCCACAAGUGGUGUUCUGCUCACAUACAGGGUUUUCCGUCUCUGCCCUCCCUCUCCCUGGGAGCCCUCUGCACUCCGAAAGCACUCCUUCUCUAAGAUUGGGAGGCCCUCUGGAAGGGUGUCCUAUCAGGUGGGAAGGACUGCUACCAGCAGGAAAUAGUGCCCUGACCCGUGUCAAUGCAGAAGCAAAUUCUUCUCAUAUACUGGUGUGCUGAAACCUCAGCCAGUGAAAUCCCAGUGUUCCUUGAGGUUUUAUAAAAGCAGUGAAAUGCCUUUUAAUUCACAAGGAAAGAAAAUAAAAGUUAAGAAAAGGGGGCUUAAGAGAAAGUUGUUGAAAAUGUCAAAUAAAAUAUUUAUUGUCCCCUUGCAUAAAAUUAAUUGAUUACUCAUCCUAUAGGUCUUGUAUAGCAUCAGAUUACUUACCUAGUAAUGAUGCGUUCUGAUUUCUUUUUUUUAAAAGAAUCUUUCCAGAAGAUAUGGUAACCAUUGUGUUAUAAAGGAAUAAGCACAAGUGAUGUACAGAUCUACCUUCCGCAGGCCAAUAUUCAGCAAUAUGUAAUGCUUCAAGCUUGAAUACAGAAGACGAAGGUCCUCUUAAGGUCACACACUUCAUUCUUAAUUGUUGUACAUGAAUAAACCUGGGAUUCCUAAUCUUAUCUGCAACUUUCAAACUUUAUAUUGCCAGGAUGGCAAUCCAGAUUAGGUGUUUGUCAAGUGCCUGAAAUCCCAAGACAUCUGACGUCUUUGAUGAUUCUCCCCCAGACUUCUGGGGCAGUGCGCUCACUUGGCACAUUAGACUGAAAUCCAGCCACCUGCCUCUCUUCAGCGGAUUAAUGCACAUGCUUUAAGCAGGACAUAGGGAUGUGGAUGCAAUUUAAGCUGUAGCAUGACUCCUUCCGGGGGUUGUUCGGGCUCCCCAGAGUGCAUUGUCCCUCAGGUCUUCUCCAUAUCCUCAUUUGCACUGCUUUUAGCCUCAACUGCAUGUGGCAAACUAUUUUCUUUGGACUGCAGUGCUGCUAAAACUAAUGAUAACUAUGAGCUACAUUUAGGCCACCCUGACAAUAAGAAUGGCAACAUAUUUACAAAGAAUAAUUAUGUAAUUGGAUAGUGUCAGCCUCCUCAUCUGCUGAUUAUAACAUCAGUCCAGCAGAGAGAUCCCACAUUUCUGCAAUUUAAUAUGAUUAAUUUGCUCUUUAGGAAAUGUAUUUGCCUUCUGAAGAUAAGUCCCCUUUUUGUAAGUAAGAGACACUUUCCUGGUGUGUAGUUUUCCUUCAAAGAUGGAAGCUGUUAUCCUAUUUAUUGUUUGUGGUAGCUUGAAGCAUACCCUUGUCCAUUUAUUUGUAUCUGUAAGAUAAGUUUGUUCACUUCAGCAGCCAGUGUCUGGUUACACAUUUCAAAUUUUUGGAACUUUGUUGUUGUUUAUUAAACAAGAAAAAUGACUUGCUAGUGCAAAAGCGGUUGUGUAUUUAAUAAAAGGUACUAUAUUUGUACAUUAUUUUUUAUUGCUGAAAGGGCUUUUGAAAGAUAUACUAUAUGCAUCUUAAGUAAUUUUGUAGGAAUAUUUUUGUGUUGUUACAGGGGCUGCAGGCAGCAACCCAAAUACAUUAAAGAGAAACAAGAAAAAUGUUCUUGUACAGUUAAAAUACUGCUUUAUGUGACUGGAUAUAAUCCAGCAUAGAUCAUUUUUCUGUUUUGUUCUGUACCUACCAUAAUCUUUCUGUAUUGUCAUAUUUUAAAACUGGACCAUUUGAUAUUAAAUCUCCAAAUCGCUCGCGUGCAGUUUUGUUUGUCCUCAGACAUGUCCAGUUCAUGCCGUUACUGUGACUGCACAGAUCCCCAUGAUCUCAUCGUCUGCAUUUGAAUUAGCCAUGAUGGAAGGGUUGGCAAGAAAGACCAUUCGUAAGCACAUUUGAUAAGCACAAGGCCCUUCACUGUUGUCUCUCAUGUAUUCCUAUAGUGUGUUUUUCUUCUCUUAGACACGAGUUCUCAGCAGGCAACUUCAUGCAGACUUGCAUGGUGCCUGAUCCAUUGAUGACACGAUAGAAGUAAAUAAGUCAGUUCAAACUGACAUGUGCUUCAAACUCUGCACUUAUUCAGAACUGACAGUGAUUAUAAAAAUACUCAUGUAUAGCACAUAUCUUAAUUCCAGCCCUGUCCUUCAAAGUACAUUUUAUUUUGAUUCAGGAAGGGAAUGUAUGAAGAUAGCAAUAUGCAUUCACAUCAUGGGCUGAGGUUAAUAUUUGAAGGAUAAGAGUUGCAUCUUUGACAAGAGGAAAUAUAGGUCCAGAUUGUGAAAUCACAGAUAUGAAACUGCAUGUGCAAAUCUGUUUUCCAAAAUGGCACCGGAGUCCUGUAUAGAGGGGAUAAAAAAAGCCUGGCCAUGGAUGAAGUUGCUCAAGGGAUUGGCAUCAUAGGGAUGGUGAGCUGGGGCCCACCAUCUGCAGAACCUUUUAAGAGAACCCAUCUGUGAGUGCGCUUCAUUUAAUCAUGAGCUGCUGGGCAGGAGUCCCCUGAGCUUCACUUCUUCCACUUCUCCAUGCCUUGUCAAAAGGGGGAUGUUUUGCACUGUCGAGUUUACUAGAAUUCAGCUCCAUGUUAUUGCUGGAGCCUGCCAUCCAAGUCCUGGUGAAGUAACAUAUGAGAAGUCCGAGAAAAGCCAUGAACAAAAGCAAUAAUUUUAACCUGAACAAAUCAAGACUAGAGGUCAACGAAAACUCUAAUCUCUUAAAAAUCUCUGCAAUACAUUUCAGCAUGUUCUUCUACCUGACAUGUUAACAGUUUGUUUAGUUGCAACACUUUUAAAUAGAUCAGCCAGAAAUCAUGUUUUUGCAGUAAUUUUUAUUUCAUAGGUACACUAAGCAACAUUUCACAUUUUUUGUUUAAAUAUGCUUUACCGUUCUUGACUUUCUGCUGGAACAAAAUAUUUGUAGCAUUUCCUGUAAAUACAAGCUUUAUUUUCUUUCAUUUUUUCCCAAUUGCUGUUGCCCAAGAUUUUCUUUUCAUGCACAUAUUGUACAAACACAUUCUUCUUUGUGCCGCAGACAGCGAUUGUGGAAGGGUUUACUUUAUCUUCAAAGGGACUAUUUGUAUUGUAUGUUGCAACUGUAAAUUGAAUUUAUUUGACAUUCUCUCAUGAUUGUAAUAUUAAUUUUGAGGUUUCAAUCUCAUUUUCAAUAAAAUGGCUUUUUUGUUA